UCGAAAACUAAGAGUUUCCAAAAAUAUACCUCCAAUUUCACCACCACCAACAAAAAGAAAAUGGCGGAAACCGAUAGUUCAGAGUUUCGUAUGCUCAUGUUUCCGUGGUUUGCAUUUGGUCACAUGACUCCAUAUCUUCAUCUAGCUAACAAGUUAGCUCAAAAGGGUUAUCGAAUCACUUUCGCAACACCCCAAAAGGCUAUCAACCGAUUACGGCAUUUGAAUCUAUUCCCAGAUUUCAUAUCGUUCCAUGUCAUUACCGUCCCCUCCGUUACCGGUCUCCCUCCCGGUGCCGAGACUGCUUCCGAUGUCCCCAUUUUCUUGACUCAUUUCCUCGCCAUAGCCUUGGACCUCACCAGGGACCAACUCGAGAGCCUCGUCACGUCGAUUAAACCCAAGUUUAUUAUUUACGACGCUGCUUAUUGGAUUCCCGAGGUAGCCAAACCAUUGGGGAUCAAAACAAUUAAUUUCAACGUCGUUUCCGCCGCAUCGAUCGCUAUUGUUUUGGUUCCGGCACGUAAUGUGCCGAAGGACAGGCCUAUAACUAUGGAAGAGUUGGCUACGCCGCCACCUGGUUACCCUUCAACUUCCGUAGUGUUGCGUGGGACUGAACUAGAAACCCUGUUGUUUGUGACCAAUCCUUUCGGGGAAGAGAUGACGUUUUACGAGAGAAUCACUUUGUCAAUGAAGAACUGUGAUGUUAUAUCCAUAAGGACUUGUUACGAAGUUGAAGGGAAGCUGUGUGAUUAUAUCAGCAGCCAGUACCAGAAACAAGUUCUUUUAACAGGUCCAGUUUUACCCGAAGAUUCCAAGUCUUCACUGGAUGAACGAUGGAGUAACUGGUUAGCUGGGUUCGAACCAGGUUCAGUGGUGUUUUGUGCUUUCGGGAGCCAAUUAAUUCUUGAGAUGGCUCAGUUUCGUGAACUUGUAUUAGCGUUCGAGCUAACAGGGCUGCCGUUUUUUAUCGCCCUGAAGCCACCAUUGGGAGCCGAAAAGGUGGAAGAAGCAUUGCCUGAAGGGUUCGAAGAGAGGGUUAAAGGGAGAGGAGUGGUUUAUGGUGCAUGGGUGCAGCAACCGUUGGUGUUAGCUCACCCAUCAGUGGGGUGUUUCGUUAGCCAUUGUGGGUUCGGUUCCAUGUGGGAGUCUUUGCUUAGUGAUUGCCAAAUAGUGUUGGUUCCACACCUGGGUGACCAAAUCUUGAACACCAGGCUAUUGGCCGAUGAGAUGAAGGUUGCAGUGGAGGUGAAGAAAGAAGAGAACGGUUGGAUUUCAAAGGAGAAUCUGAGUGAAGCUAUCAAAUCAGUGAUGGAUAAAGAGAGUGAAGUAGGUAAAUUGGUGAUGGAGAAUCAUAAGAAAUGGAGAGAAGUAAUAAACCCUAACUUGAUGAAUGGUUACAUCGACAAGUUUCUGCAAGGUAUGCGUCAACCUGUCAGUUGAAAGCAUCGUAAGAAAGAGGAUACCCCCCCAAAUGUCAUAUGGCUGGAAAAAGCUUGGAAUUAGUUGAGCAUUGAAAUGCCAUGGAUAUAUCUUUCUCGAAGCUCACUCAUCUUGUGUUUUAGUUCAUUAUCUGCUAUAUUUAUUUUCAUGUAAGUUUACCAUAGAUCUUUUUAGUUGCAGCUAUUUUAUGUAAGUUUAACAAUCGGUU
Molecule: messenger RNA, 1645 nt
Organism: Gossypium raimondii (Peruvian cotton)
Lineage: Eukaryota; Viridiplantae; Streptophyta; Magnoliopsida; Malvales; Malvaceae
Product: UDP-glycosyltransferase 79B6
Exons: 1
Coding region: 61-1437 (458 amino acids)
Molecular function (GO): UDP-glycosyltransferase activity
Source: RefSeq, a predicted model, not a curated record